Molecule: messenger RNA, 1737 nt
Organism: Plasmodium fragile
Lineage: Eukaryota; Apicomplexa; Aconoidasida; Haemosporida; Plasmodiidae
Exons: 2
Coding region: 1-1737 (578 amino acids)
Biological process (GO): endoplasmic reticulum to Golgi vesicle-mediated transport; retrograde vesicle-mediated transport, Golgi to endoplasmic reticulum; Golgi localization
Cellular component (GO): COPI vesicle coat; cytosol
Source: RefSeq, a predicted model, not a curated record
AUGACUGUGUUGAGCGCCGCCAUAAGCACGAAGAGCAAGAUUUUGGUUUCGCGGCAAUUUCAGAACAUCAGCAAAUGUGACUUGGACUCUCUAACCAUCCCGUUUCAUAAUCUGAUCGAAAGAGAGAGGAGCGACCACACGUAUAUAGAAACGGACAAAGUAAGAUAUGUGUACCAGCCGCUGGAUAGUAUUUAUAUUUUCCUAAUAACGAAUAUAAAUUCUAACAUAAUAGAAGACUUGGAAAUAAUUAAAGUGCUUAGUCAGAUUAUUCAGGACCUAUGUCAGGGGAACAUCAACGAAAGUACAAUUUUGAAGAAAUGCUUUACUAUCAUAUUCUACAUUGAUGAGUUGAUAAAAAAUGGAGUGCGCGAAAUAGUAAACACGAAUCAAAUAAAAACGUAUAUAGAAAUGGAAUCACAUGAAGAGAAAUUGCAGACCAUAAUUAGGGAGAAUAAAGAGAAGGAGGAAAAAGAGAGAAGGAAAUUUAUUGCUUCCAAGUUGGAAAAGAAUAGACAAAAACAGGGCAAAACUGGUAGUAACAGUUUUCUCUCCAAUGAUAUCAUCACAAAUGUGGAUUUCAACACCAACAUGGGUUAUAACACCAAUAUGGGUUAUAACGCCAAUAUGGGCUAUAACGCUAAUAUGGGGUACAACAGCAACAUGGGCUACAACAGCAACAUGGGCUACAACAGCAACAUGAUGGACAAUUUCCUAUACAAGUCGGAGGAGCAGCACAGUGAUAUUAUCCUUGAUGAGAGCUUCAAUUCAUAUAAAGGAAUGCAAAUAGCAGGCAAAAAAGAGCAAGUGAAAAUUCUAAACGUAGUAGACAGUAACAAAAUGCUCAACAAGCCAAACAUCAAUGUAAACGCCCUAUUUGAUAAACCCAUCAACAUAGUCAUAAGUGAACAUAUUAUAUGUACUCUGAGCUCUGAAGGAACCCUUUGCGAUUUGGACAUUCAAGGAACCUUUAAUAUGCAAAUAAAUAAUCACAAGUAUUCAAAAGUUAUUAUAGAAUUGGAUAACGAGUAUUCAGAUAAAGCUAAGAUACACCCCAUAUUGGACAAAAGUAAGUAUAACUCUAAUGUGCUGGAGUUGAAAGAUAAGGGAAAGAAUUUUCGGGUAAACACAACUUAUCCUUUACUCAAGUGGAAAAUAAAUCACCUCAACGAUUCGUACAUACCACUUAACAUUAGUUGUUGGCCAUGUGAAGACAAUGAAAGUACUCUCCUAAAUUUAGAAAUUGAAAAUAAAAGAAAAAACCCAGAAGAUGUGAUAUACGAUUUGAACGUGAAUUUAAUGUGCCCCUCGUCUAGUAAACCACAAAUUAUGAGCAAAGACAAAGGCAUUAUCGAACAUGAUGGAAUUCUUCUGGCGUGGAAGGUAGAUGCUCUGAAGAGCAACCAGAACUGCCAAAUUGAAAUUUCCAUUCAGUCUAAGCCUGAGAGCGUCUUUCCCUUCUCUGUUGAGGCCAAAUCAAACAUUCUGGCGCACAAAUUGAACGUCUUGAAGGUCUUUGACGAGGAUACACACGAGGACAUCGAAUACGAAAUUAAGAAGAAUAUUACUUACCUCUUCACCAUCAACAAAUGCACACCGAAUGGAGUUGACUCUCCGCACCCACGGGGUCAUGUAAAUGCAUGUAGGAGGAACGAAAGUAAACAUGCUAGUGCAAGCAGUGGGGAAGGUCCAAACGAGGUGCUUUAUAGAAAUAGCUACAUUGGGGGGAAAAACCUGUAA